AUGGCUUACAUUUCUUCAUCUUCUUCUUCUUAUGCUUCACCAGCACUUGAGAAAGUAAUCAACGAAGCAAUGCUUUCAGUAAUCAUUUUCUCCGAAAACUAUGCUUCUUCCACUUGGUGCUUGGAUGAGCUUGUUCAAAUACUUGAAUGCAGGGAAAAAGGACAGAUUGUGAUAUCUGCUUUCUAUGGCGUAGAUCCAUCCCAUGCACGGAAACAGAAGGGCAGUUAUGCAGCUUCCAAGUUGAUUGAGGGAAUUGUUAAAGACAUUUUGAAGAAGUUGAAUUACAAGUUGUCAAUAAGUGAAGUAAAGGGUUUGUUUGGAAUUGAAGAGCAUAUUAAGAAAGUCAAGUCUUUAUUACGUAUGGAUUCCCCAGAUGUUCGAGUUGUCGGUAUUUGGGGCAUGGGUGGUAUAGGCAAGACCACCCUAGCUGGUGCUGAAGAAAAAAUAAAUAGGGGCUCCUCAUUUGUGGAAUACGCGUCUAUUAAAUACAGAUUGCGCCAAAUGAAAGUCUUCAUUGUUGUUGAUGAUGCCAAUAAUUCAAGUCAGAUAGAAUUUUUAGUUGGGGAUCACGAUCAGUUUGGCUAUGGAAGUGGAAUCAUUGUAACAGCUAGAAAUGUACAAGUGCUGAGGCAAGUAGCUGAUGAGAUUUACAGAGUUGAGGGGUUAAAUGAUUCUGAAGCUUUUGAUCUUUUAUAUUCAAAUGCUUUUAACGGAAACACCGUGGGAACAGAGCACUUGGUACUCUCACAACGGGUGGUAGAUUAUGCAUGUGGCAAUCCAUUGGCUAUUAAAGUUUUGGGCUCUGUCCUUUAUUCCAAGAGCAAAGAAGAAUGGGAAAGUGCACUGGAUAAACUGGAAACAGUUCCAAAUAAGGACAUUCAAAAUGUGGUGAAAAUAAGUUAUGGUGAGUUAGAUGAUAAGGAGCAAGAUAUAUUUCUUGAUAUUGCUUGUUUCUCCAAAGGAUAUGAUGUAGAUUUUGUAAAAAGAAUACUUGAUGGUUGUGGCCUCUUUGCAAACACAGGAAUACAAAAUUUGUUUGAUAAGUCUCUCAUAAUCAUCAUCCAGAAUAAGCUGCGGAUGCAUGAUUUGCUGCAAGAAAUGGGUAGAGAAAUUGUCCGAGAAGAGUCUAUUAAACGACCUGGAGAUCGUAGUAGAUUAUGGAAAAUGAGAAUAUCCAUCACGUGUUAA
This is a messenger RNA of Ziziphus jujuba (common jujube), 1188 nucleotides long. Its product is annotated as disease resistance protein RUN1-like. Gene Ontology annotation, biological process: defense response; signal transduction. The coding region runs from base 1 to 1188 and encodes 395 amino acids. Lineage: Eukaryota; Viridiplantae; Streptophyta; Magnoliopsida; Rosales; Rhamnaceae. The transcript has 3 exons. The record is from RefSeq and is a predicted model, not a curated record. Gene Ontology annotation, molecular function: ADP binding.